Molecule: messenger RNA, 1346 nt
Organism: Plasmodium vivax (malaria parasite P. vivax)
Lineage: Eukaryota; Apicomplexa; Aconoidasida; Haemosporida; Plasmodiidae
Exons: 1
Coding region: 396-1346 (316 amino acids)
Source: RefSeq, a predicted model, not a curated record
AAGCGAACAGAUAAGCGAACAAAUAAGCGAACAAACAAACAUGCAUACAAAUGAAUGCGUAAAUAAAGAAGUGAAACAAUUUUCUGUUGCGCGGUAGCCCCACGAAGUAGCAACCCUUUUCCACCUUCACAGACGCGCAUGUGGGGAGGGGCUUCCCCCUAAAUGUGCCAAUCGAUUUGCCGAACUGGAAAGGAGCAAGCGAGAACUGUUCCAAGGAACGCUGACCGUUGAGGGCGAAUCGUUCGUAACAGAUAAGGCGGCGCAACCCAGGCGUGGAAAAGACACACACACACAUUCCGUGUUGAACGUUUGGUGAGACCUGACCGGGUUGACCAAUUAACUGGCAGGCACAAGGCACACUUCUCCUCACCUGUCGGCCGGAGGUCUCGUAAAAAAUGAAUUCCUCCUUAAAGGGCAUCGAAAACGAAAGCAACUUUUUCAUCAAAUCAUUCUUCGAGUCGCUGUCAAAUUUUAUUAAAAAUGUGAAGAUCGAAAUAAAGGACGUGUUCGAAUUGCUUAACUACCCCUGUGUGUAUCAAAACUGCAAAAAAAAAUUCAGCAUCAGCGAAAAUGAGGAUUACAAAAACACGCUGGAAACAAAUGUCAUAAGCAAAAUAGAUAAAAAGAACAUAGAAAAUUUCCAGCAGUACCAAAAAGAGUUACAAAACAUGCUGGAGAAUAUUAAGGUAUUCAAUGAGAAGUACAAAAUGGACGUUCCUUUGCUUUUUAUCAUCGAGAAUUUAAUAACCCUACACUUGAUUAAUGAAUACAAAAUAAAUAACAUUGUGAAGAAGAUUCAGGACCACAACAUUGCUAUGCCUGAGCUGAAGAGCGACUUGCCAAGUUACUUCGUUCAAACGUUGGAAGUGGAGGAAAGCGAAAAUGAUGGGGAACUUGGACGGAAGCUAAGCGAAACGAGUAACCUAUCAAUUAAUAACAGUGUCGUUAAGGACCUGCUGGAAACCUCACAGGUCAGAAUUAAUUUGUCCAAAUUGAGGGAACAUAAUGAAGAGAAUUAUUUCCACGCGGGGAGGCCAGUGUACACCUCCAGCUACAAUUCCAAGUCAAAUGACCUUUUGGCAUUCAAAAAGGAGGAGGAGGAGGAAGGAGGAGGAGGAGGAGAUGGAGAUGGAGACGGAGAAGAAGAUGCCCCUGGGGGGGGAGGUGCACACACUGUUGGGGAAGAAAACAGCCUCGCGCAACACAGGGAGGAAGAGGAUCUCAGCAAUAUGUCUGUGCGGAAAAAGGAAGAGGAGGAAAAGAAAAGCAUCAUCGAAAAUAUCGGGUUGUCCGAGGAAACGCUCAAGCUGCUUAAUUUGCUGCCCCAAAAGAGGAAGGCGGAGUGA